CCCACGCACCGCCGGUGACGGCAGCCGCCUCCACAAACGCUGCGCCGUACGCGUGGAUUUAGCAGCGGGUCCAUUCAGCGGUGGAUUGAUAAAAACCUGCUGGAGAGUUUGCAGCUCUUCUUCCAGCGACAGUCCUCUGCAUCCCCUUCUGUGACCUUGGGCGUGGCAUUACUCACCCAUUCAUUCCUCUCUCCAUUCAUCCAUCUCUCGCCCUGCCAUGAAAAGCCUAUCAGGUAGUCGGGGUCAUCAUCAUGUGGUCACCUAUGAACCCACAUAUGAUCCACUGGGUCACCAUGUUGACCACAAGCCAUAUUUGAUCAGUCAGAUGGACAUGCCCGUCCCCAUUCCCAUGCCACAUGCAGCUGAGUUGCCCUAUUACAAAGCUCAACGUACCUCCUACCCCUCUGAAAGCAACAGCAUUGUGCCGUAUGGAACCUUCCCAAGGAGGUGCCACUCCACCUCCUCAUCUCAACAACCUGAGGUAAAGGGUGAUUGUGUGGCCAUGGUACCGUAUGUAGGAGGAGGGGGAAGAGGAGGAACGGGUGGAGGAGGCUAUGGGGGUAAAACACAAACUCAGGUACCAAUAAACUUUGUGGACGCAUUUGACCAACAGCCCCCAUUUUCCAGAGAUGGCUACCAUACACUGCAAUACAAACGAGGAGUGCUGGCCAGCAGUGGUGGGAUGGGGGCCAAUGAUAACAACAAUGAUAGCCCUGGGCGAAUUCGACACUUAGUCCACUCAGUCCAGAAGCUCUUUACAAAGUCACAUUCUUUGGAGGGGCCACACCACACACAGUCAUCUAAAGGGGCCAAUAAUGGGAACAUUAAUGGUGGAGGUGGUGGUGGUGGUGCUUCAAGGGCUAGCCCAGAAGGUGUAACUCCAUCAGUGGGGGUGCGGCACCGGAAACGCAGCAAAAGCCGUGAGCGCUGUCGAUCUGCGGAGCCCAAGCAUCGAAGCUAUCACCACCACCCCCAGCUCCAGGGCACUGCCUCAGCUCCAGGCUCUGGAUACUGGAGCUCAGAUGACAACCUGGAACGGGAAGUGUGUCUUUACCACCCUCACCACCACCAACCUCCACCUUCACCCUCUCCCUCCAUUUCCCCUUCACCUAUUGCCACAACAAUGGGCUGUUGCCCCGACAGCAACCUUGACACGUUUCCCCAGACGCCCCUCCCAAGUCUCACCUCUUCGCAAUCCCAGCAGUACUUUAUGAUGGACCCCUAUGGCACGCUUAAUGAAAACACACACAUCCACGCACGCCAUGGCCACACAUACCACCAUUCUGUGCUGAAAGCCUCCCGGAGCAACAACGAUGUGAAAUAUGCAGCUUCUUCGGCGUGUCUGCCUAUUAGUGGUAGCAGCAAUAACAGCGGUGGCGGUAUCGGUGGAGGAAGUGGCCCGUUGAUGCCACUUGGUCUUUUGGAUGGACCUCUCAUGAAGAAAGGGGCAUGGUCUUCAAGCUUAACGGUGAGCAGGGCCCGAGAGGUCUACACCAACAACAGCAGCCACAGCCAGCUACGAGCCAGCGCAGGAUCCGAUAACCUAACACUAGAUAGAGCUCUAGUCAAAUCUAAGGGCAGUCAGCAGCAGGACCACCUUUUCCAUUUUUUACAGGUACCUCAGGAUGAGUGGAGCACUUUCUCGCCUGUGGCAAGGGAGGAUGACAUCCCAUGUCGGAGGAUGCGGAGCGGCAGCUAUGUCAAAGCCAUGGCCGAAGAUGACAGUGGAGACUCUGAGGGGAGUCCCAAACCCUCACCAAAGAUGCAGGCCCGUCGGGCCAGCUACCUGAAGGCCACGCAACCAUCGCUAACGGAGAUGACGACUCUACAAAUUUCCACAGAACACUCCCCCAAACUACAGAUCCGGAGCCAUAGUUACCUGCGAGCGGUGAGUGAGGUUUCAAUCAAUAGAAGCCUGGAUACCCUGGACCCCAAAACCCUCCUCGAUCCAAAAUCGCUACUUUCCUCACCUCAAUACCGCUCACGCAAUGAGAGCUACAUGAGGGCCAUGAGCACCAUUAGUCAGCUGAGUGAGGUCGAAGUGAACGGUCAGAUCGAGCAGGUCUGUGAGGAGGUUUAUAGUGAGUUGCAGUCUAAGGCCAUGGAGGCUGCCAUGGAUAGCUUGGAAACUAUGGACACACUGCCCAUGCCAGGAUGCUUCCGUAUGCGAAGCCACAGUUAUGUGAGGGCCAUUGACCAGGGCUGUGCUGGAGAAGCAGAAGGGGAAGGAGGAAGACCAUUGCUUCUGCUGCCAUCCUCACCACCACGCACAUCUGCCACUACUGUCAGGACGAUCCAGAGCAGCACAGUUUCAUCUUGUAUUACUACCUAUAAGAAAACACCUCCGCCAGUGCCACCACGAACCUCUACCUGCUCUACAGCCUCCAAGCCAUACAUCUCCAUCACGGCCCAAAGCAGCACGGAGUCUGCACAGGACGCAUACAUGGAAGAGGAAGGAACCAGAGGUGACAUGACCAUCCAGUCUGGGCUGAGUAACUCAACAGAAAGCAUUGACAGCAUGAAGGCCUUGACAGCUGCCAUAGAAGCUGCAAACGCUCAGGUCCAUGGACCAGCCAGUCAGCAUGUGAGUAACAGCGCCAUGGCGGUCAACAACACCACCUCCUUAUUUCACAGCAGGGGUCAAAGUGUUGAAGCCUGCCAGGAUGACUACAGAAACGAAGCCCUCAGAAAGGGAAAAUGCCUCUCCAUAGGAAUACAGGUUGAUGGACCAGAGGAGAUUCCAGAUCCUGAGGACGCCUCCAAGUUUACCUCUGUAGGAGUUCAAGUGGAGGAUGACAGAGGAUACCGUCGGUUCCAACGCUCCAACAGUGUGACAACAGCUGUGCAGGCAGACCUGGACUUGCCAGACCUGUUAGAAGUAUCUCGAGACUCACCAGAUCCUCACAUCCAAGUCCUGCCAUAUGGUGGCAUGUCUCGCCAAUAUUCCCGUGAUGCUGCCACCUCCACCGUCAGCAUUCAGGGCUCAGGGAACCACUACCAUGCCUGUGCUUCUGAAGAAUAUGAGGAUGUUGGCUUUGACCCGUCCAUCCUCCCUCCUCCAGACCCCUGGAUAGACAGCGUAACCGAUGAUCUGGUCGACGCCAGCUUCAACAGCUCUGCUAUUCUGGAGGUGGUGUCGCGAUCGGUCUUACAGAGGGAUGGACACUGGUUCCUGAAGCUACUGCAAGCUGAGACCGACCGUAUGGAGGGCUGGUGUCAACAAAUGGAGCUGGACCAGCAGGAGAACGACCUGCCUGAAGACAUCCUUGGGAAGAUGAGGAGUGCUGUAGGAAGUGCCCAGCUUCUGAUGUCCCAGAAGUUUCAGCAGUUCAGAGAACUGUGUGAGGAAAACCUGAACCUAAACACGCAUCCUCGUCCUGUGGCCUCUGACCUGGCUGGGUUUUGGGAUAUGCUUCAACUGUCAAUUGAAAAUAUAAGCCUCAAGUUUGAUGAGCUCCACCAGCUCAGGGCCAACCACUGGAGACCCCUGGACCCCCCUGAGAGAAAGGAGAGGCGCCUCCCACCUCCAGUGCCAAAAAAGCCCCACAGGCACCCCCGCCAGCACCCCCCGUUGGCCAGAGACCACUCCCUGGAGAGUUCAGAGAAGCAGCGGCAGGAUGCCCGGAAGCGCCUGAUGGCUGCCAAGAGGGCAGCAUCUGUGCGGCAGAAUUCGGCCACAGAGAGCGCCGACAGCAUCGAGAUCUACAUCCCUGAGGCUCAGACCCGGCUAUGA
Cololabis saira (Pacific saury) is the source of this 3733-nucleotide messenger RNA. Its product is annotated as disks large-associated protein 1-like. The record is from RefSeq and is a predicted model, not a curated record. Gene Ontology annotation, biological process: signaling. Gene Ontology annotation, cellular component: glutamatergic synapse; postsynaptic specialization. Lineage: Eukaryota; Metazoa; Chordata; Actinopteri; Beloniformes; Belonidae. The coding region runs from base 218 to 3733 and encodes 1171 amino acids. The transcript has 15 exons. Gene Ontology annotation, molecular function: molecular adaptor activity.